UAAACAACCAAACUCAUGGACGGAGUUCUAUUCUUGGUUUCACACAUAUCUUUAGUUCGAGUCGUGUUCAGUCUUUCUACUACAUCGAAAGUGUUAUAAAAGUGCAAUGAUUUUACGGAGGAUUCUCUAGAUAAUAUCGUUAAUAAAUUAAAGGGGUCAUAGGUGAAUUUGAUCAGCAUGGCUCAACAACAGUGUCCCUACCAAAGCAACUUCCAGCAGCAGCAACCGGUCGAGGCUUGUAUGCAGCGCGAUGUGGACUAUUGUGAGUUUAAUGACGAGGACGAAAUGGUGACGACCGAGCGCGAGUUGGCGGAAGACGCACAGUGGAAAAAAAUCCAACAAAACACCUUCACGAGAUGGGCCAACGAGCACCUGAAGACCGUGCAAAAGCACAUCGGAAACCUGGAGACUGACCUCAGUGACGGAUUAAGACUCAUCACCCUAAUCGAAGUCCUCGCAGGAAAACGUCUCCCUAAGCACAACAAGAAGCCCUCGUUCCGGUCCCAGAAACUAGAAAACGUCUCGGUGGCCCUCAAGUUCCUCCAAGACGACGAGGGAAUUAGAAUUGUUAAUAUCGAUUCGAGUCACAUAGUCGAUUGUAAAUUAAAAUUAAUAUUAGGUUUGAUAUGGACGUUAAUUUUGCAUUACUCCAUAUCCUUGCCCAUGUGGGAGGGCGAAGACGAUAUGAACAACGGCGGCACCGAACCCACACCCAAACAAAGGCUAAUGAACUGGAUCCAGACUAAACUGCCAGACUUGCCCAUACAUAAUUUCACAACAGACUGGAAUGACGGAAAAGCUGUCGGGGCUUUGGUCGACGCCGUCGCACCCGGUCUUUGCCCCGAUUGGCCGGACUGGAAUCCCAAAGAUUCGGUCGAAAACGCGUCGGAAGCCAUGGGGCUGGCCGACGACUGGCUGGGAAUCCCCCAGUUGAUCAAACCGGAAGAAAUCGUCAACCCCAACGUCGACGAACAAUCGAUGAUGACUUACUUGUCGCAAUUCCCGAACGCCAAACUCAAAACUGGGGCCCCUCUGCGGCCUAGAACUAGUCCCAAUAAACUCCCUCCUCCUCGGGUAAGGGUUUAUGGUCCUGGAAUUGAACCGACGGGGCCUGUGGUCGGGGCUCCUGCUAAUUUCACUGUUGAGACAUUCUCGGCCGGUAAAGGUCAAGUCGAUGUUGUUGUUGAAAAUCCAAAGGGACAGAAAGAACCAGUCGAAGUACGUUUCAAUAACGACAGAAACUUAACUUAUUCAGUUGCAUAUACGCCGAAAAUCGAGGGCAAUCACAAGAUUUCGGUUAAAUUUGCCGGACGCGAAGUCCCCAAAAGUCCCUAUACUGUCAAAGUCGAGGGACAUGCGGGAGAUCCCACGAAAGUUACAGCGUCAGGUCCGGGCCUACAACCAGACGGCGUUUGCAUCAACCGGCCCACUUAUUUCGACAUUUCGACCAAAAAUGCUGGUAAAGGUGUCCCGGAAGUGAUAAUUCUAGACCCGUCAGGUAACAAAAACUCGAUCCCUGUGACAGUGCGCCAAACUAAUCAAGAUCUGUGGCGUUGCGAAUACAUCUCUCCUACUGUUGGUUUACAUUCCGUUAACAUUUUCUUCGCCGGCCAACCCAUUCCAAAAAGUCCCUACGGCGUCAGGGUUUCCCCCGUUUCCGACGCCCGGAAAGUGCGUGCGAGCGGGCGCGGCCUCCAACCUGCCGGCGUCCGAGUGAAAGAUGAUGCCGAUUUCCGAAUAUACACAGAAGGGGCGGGUGAGGGGGUCCCCGAUGUCCAGAUAAUCGGACCGGGAGGGGUCAAAGAAUCCUGCAAAAUCACCAAAAUCGACGGCACCACCUAUUAUGCCGUUUAUCACCCCAUGAAAGAAGGGCGAUAUAUCGUAAUGAUCACUUUCGCCGGACAGGAAAUUUACAAAUCGCCGUUUGAGGUCAACGUAGGCCCGUACAAAGAGACCUUGAUUCGGGCUUACGGCCCGGGUUUGGCGGGCGGAGUCGUCGGGUAUCCAGCUCUGUUCACAGUGGAGACCAAUGGGGAGACUGGAGCUUUGGGAUUUAGCAUCCAGGGGCCCUCCCAGGCCAGGAUCGACUGUCAGGACAACGGCGAUGGCUCCGCCGACGUCCGCUACUACCCGACAGCCCCCGGGGAAUACGCCGUUCACAUUCUGUGUGACAGCGAAGACAUUCCGAAAAGCCCCCACAUUGCUCAAAUUCUGCCAAACACUGACUACCACCCCGAAAAAGUCGAGGUUUACGGGCCCGGGAUCGAGCCCUCGGGGGUCCAGAAGGACGUUCCUGCGAAAUUUACGAUAGACGCACGCAAAGCAGGCUCGGCACCGCUUGAUGUCAGAGUGGCCGACGCUAACUGCAAACCCGUCGAAGUCAAGCUGACUGAAAAACCUGACGGGACGGUGGACGCUGUUUACGUCCCGCAUGCCGGCAAUAGACACACAGUGCAAGUGAACUAUGGCGGCGUUGCGACGAAGAAUUCGCCGUUCAGGGUUUAUGUAGGCGAACCUGUUGACGCGUCCAAGGUUCAUUGUUUCGGGCCGGGGGUUGAAGACGGCGUCAAGGCGAACACUCCGACUCACUUCAAUAUUGAUGCAAGAGACGCCGGGGAUGGCGACUUGGACGUCCAUCUGGUCAAUGAGGAGACCCGGCAGGAGAUUCCGGUCAAGUUGACCGAUAACGGCGAUCGGACGUACACCGUUGACUAUGAGACUCCUCAGUCGGGGAUGCACACGGUGACCCUCCACUAUGGCGGUUUGCGCGUGCCCACCACUCCGAUCAAGUUCAAAGUGCAUCCAAAUGUGGACGUUUCGAAGAUACGAGUUGACGGAUUGGAACCAACGGCUCCUGUGAAUAGUUUGCAACAGUUCCGUGUAAUCACCCAAGAUGCAGGUAAAGCAGAGUUCGCUAUUUCCAUUACUAGUCCUUCCGGAAGUAAAGUCAAAGCUCACGUGAUUCCGACUCACGAGGGUUACUUAGUAAACUUCACUCCGACUCAGUUGGGGGAGUACCUAUUAGGGAUCUCCUUCGGUGGCGAACCGAUCUCGCACAGACCAUUCAGACUGACUUGUCUGACUGGCAGUGACCCUCUGAAAGUCAAAGCCUCGGGACCAGGCUUGCACAGAGGGAUUGUGAACCGGCCUGCCGAAUUCAUGAUAGAUACUAGAGGCGCCGGUCAAGGUGGUUUAGGGGUGACAGUUGAAGGACCUUGCGAAGCCGCUAUCAACUGUCGAGAUAAUGGUGAUGGGACCUGUUCCGUUGCAUACUUACCCACCGAAAUCGGCGAUUAUGGGAUUAAUAUCACUUUUAACGACCAGCAUAUUCCGGGUAGCCCGUUUCAAGCGAUUAUUGUACCCGAAGUCGAUAUGAACAAAAUUAAAGUUUCUGGAAGCGGGAUUCAGUUACACGGUGUUUUCGUUGACUCUCCUACUGAUUUCCUUGUUGAUACAAGGGGUAUACCAAAAACAGCCGAUGACGGCAUAGUCACGUGCACUAUCACGAACCCCUCCGGGGCCCAGACUGAGAAUUUAGUCACCCCUUUGCUGGACGGCACUUACAAAGUUAGUUACACGCCGUUUGAGGAAGGUAGACAUACUAUAGACAUUUUUUACGAUAAUGUGCCAGUCCCUGGAUCACCUUUCAUUGUCAAUGUGAGGCGAGGUUGUGAUGCCAAAAAAUGCAUAGCUUACGGGCCUGGCCUAGAGCAAGGCUUUUUGAACAAAUCGAAUGUCUUCACUGUUGAAACCAAAGGUGCGGGAACUGGUGGCCUUUCUCUUGCCAUCGAGGGCCCGUCGGAGGCCAAAAUGACGUGCAAAGACAACAGAGACGGUUCUUGCUCCGUGGAGUACAUCCCCACUGAGCCAGGCGAGUACGACGUUGCAAUCAAAUUCGCCGACCAACACAUUUCAGGAUCCCCAUUCAAAGUCCAAGUGGUCCCAGACGUUGAUGAAAAACUGGUGCGUGCCUACGGCCCGGGUCUGGAACCUUCGAACUGCCGUUCAGGCGUCCCAACUAAAUUCACAAUAGACGCGUCAAAAGUGGGUCCAGCCCCGGUCGCUGUCAACAUAACUUCCGACCAAAAACCCCUUCCACGACGACCAGAAGUGAAAAACAACGAUGAUGGCACUUUUGAAGUGUCCUACAUCCCGCCGAACGAAGGCGCGAACCUUAAGGCCCAAAUUACAUACAAUGGAAAGGACAUCCCGAACAGUCCUUUCCCGGUUAAGGUUCGACCCACUGUAGAACCCGAAAGGGUGAAAUUGAGUGGGCCAAGCAUUGACGAAAAUCGGGUGCCGGCCUCGAUACCUACUACGAUUAAAAUUGAUACUAAGGAAGCCGGAUAUGGGGAUUUGGAUGUGCAAGUGUUGGGCCCUGACGGUUAUCCACGGAAAGUUAAAAUUACCGAUAAUGGGGACGGGACGUAUGGGGCUACUUUCGUGCCGGAUGACUGCGGCAGGUACAAAAUUGAUGUCAAAUACGGAGGGAAAGAAGUAACGAAGGCCCCAAUUUCGACGCAAGCUUACGCGAUUGGAAAUGCUGAGAAAUGCAAAAUAACCGAAGGGGUAGAAAAGACAAUUUGUAGUGGGGAGUCUUAUUGUAUUACGGUUAAUACGGAAAAUGCCGGUCGGGGGGCUGUAACUUGUAGGAUUAGGUCGACUAGUGGCAGUGAUUUAGAUAUUAAUAUUGUGGAUAAUGGAGAUGGCACGUUCAAUAUUUAUUACACUGUUAACGACGCUGAUGAUUAUACAAUUAAUAUUAAGUUUGGUGGGCAACCAAUUCCAGGUGGUUUUUAUACAUUUACGGCCGAGGAAGUUAGUAAAUCCGAGAAAACCAGUGUUAGUCACUCACAAACCGAAUCUGUGAAGAAAACAUCCACCAGAUCGAAACAAACUUUCCGACCUCUCAAUUUCGACAAUAUCCCAUUGCCGAGCACCGGAGGACACGUCACAGCCGAAAUCAAAAUGCCAAGCGGAACGACUGACAAGCCCGUGAUUGAAGACAACCAUGAUGGUACUGUUUCAAUCCGUUACGACCCCCGCGAGGAAGGGCUUCACGAGCUCGCCGUGAAAUUCAACGGAGAGCACGUCCAAGGCUCCCCUUACAAAAUCCACGUCGAUUCAAUCAGCUCCGGUUACGUAACGGCCUACGGCCCCGGCCUCACCCAUGGGGUUUCGGGCGAGCCCAGCAAUUUCACCAUUUCGACCAAAGGGGCGGGCGCCGGGGGCCUCUCCUUGGCCGUGGAAGGGCCCAGCAAGGCCGAAAUCAGCUGCCACGACAACAAAGACGGUACCGUUUCCGUCUCCUACCUACCGACUGCGCCAGGCGAGUACAAAAUCUCCGUCCGGUUUGGCGACAAGCACAUCAAGGGCUCGCCCUUCAACGCGAAAAUCACCGGCGAGGGGCGCAAACGUAACCAGAUUUCGGUCGGCUCCUGCAGUGAGGUGUCUCUCCCCGGGAAGAUUUCCGACGCGGACAUCCGGUCCUUGAACGCGUCGAUCCAAGCCCCAAGUGGGUUGGAGGAACCGUGUUUCUUGAAGCGGCUCCCGACUGGGAACAUUGGCAUCUCGUUCACCCCCAGAGAAAUCGGGGAACAUGUCGUCUCGGUCAAAAAAAUGGGCAAUCACAUCACCAACUCUCCCUUCAAAAUCAAUGUUUGCGAGAGGGAGGUUGGAGAUGCCCGCAAGGUCCUAGUGUCCGGAAACGCCCUGAAGGAGGGCAAGACGCACGUCCAGAACACUUUUAACGUCGAUACGAGGAACGCCGGGUUUGGCGGCCUCUCCUUGUCAAUUGAAGGGCCCAGCAAGGCCGAGAUCCAGUGCAAUGACAACACUGACGGUACUCUUAAUAUUUCAUACAAGCCCACCGAGCCUGGCUAUUACAUUGUCAAUUUGAAAUUUGCCGAUCAUCACGUUAACGGAUCCCCCUUUACGGUCAAGGUUACUGGUGAAGGUACCAACAGGCAACGAGAGAAAAUCCAACGGCAGAGGGAAGCCGUCCCGAUUACCGAAGUCGGAAGUCAGUGCAAACUCACAUUCAAAAUGCCCGGAAUUACGUCGUUCGACCUCAGCGCAACGGUCACAUCUCCUGGCGGUGUAACCGAAGAUGCGGUUAUUAACGAGGUGCAGGAUGGCCUCUAUGCCGUCCACUUCGUGCCCAAAGAACUGGGCGUGCAUACUGUUUCGGUGAGAUACAAGGACAUCCACAUCCCUGGUUCUCCAUUCCAAUUCACCGUGGGGCCGUACCGCGACCACGGGGCCCAUUUGGUGAAGGCCGGCGGCGCCGGUUUGGAGCGAGGCGAGCAAGGGGAGCUCAACGAGUUCAACGUCUGGACCAGAGAGGCCGGCAGUGGCCAGCUCGCCAUUUCCGUAGAAGGCCCGAGUAAAGCUGAAAUUAACUUUACCGAUCGCAAAGACGGCUCUUGUGACGUGUCGUACCGCGUCUCUGAACCAGGUGAAUACCGUAUUGGAUUGAAAUUCAACGACGAACAUGUGCCCGACUCGCCCUUCAAGGUGUACAUCUCACCAGCCGUUGGUGAUGCCCACUUACUCGAAGUCGCGCAGUUCCCCGAGGGCUGCAUCCAGGCCGACAAACCCUCGCAAUUCAUCGUACGCAGAAAUGGGGCCAAGGGCAAUCUAGACGCCAAAAUCAUCGGCCCCUCGGGCCACGAGGACGAUUGCUUCGUCCAAAUCAUCGACUUGGAGGAGUACUCCGUGCGUUUCAUGCCUCGCGAGAACGGCAUUCACAAAAUCCACGCCAAAUUCAACGGAGUGCACAUCCCGGGAUCCCCCUUCAGCGUCAAAGUCGGCAAAGACACGGCCGACCCCGCCGCCGUCCAUGCCGCAGGGGCCGGCCUUACCGACGUCAAAACGGGAGUCAAAACUGACUUUAUCAUCGAUACUGUGAACGCCGGAGCGGGCACUUUGGCUGUCAAUAUCGAUGGUCCUAGCAAAGUUUCAAUGGAUUGUACUGAAGUCGAGGAAGGCUACAAAGUGCGAUACACCCCGCUGGCCCCCGGAGAUUACUACAUCAGUAUUAAAUACAACAACAAUCACAUAGUGGGGUCUCCGUUUAAAGUCAAUAGUAAAGGAGACGCGAAAGUUGCGGACAUUGGCGGACAGGAAUCGUCGUCGGUCGUCGUGGAGACAACAGCGAAGGUCGGCAAAGGGCUCAACGGCUCGAAAGGAGGACCGGUUCUGCCACACUUCAAGAGCAACGCCUCCAAAGUCACCUCGAAGGGACAAGGCUUGAAGAAGGCUUUCUUAGGGAAACAGAACCAGUUCACUGUCUCAGCGCAAGACGCUGGUACCAAUAUUUUAUUCGUCGGCGUUCAUGGACCGAAAGGACCCUGUGAGGAAGUCUUCAUCAAACACCAAGGCCGCAACCAGUACGCCGUCAGUUACGUGGUGCGAGAAAGAGGUGAUUACAUCGUUAUCGUCAAGUGGGGUGAUGACCAUAUUCCAGGGUCUCCAUUUAAAGUGGAAGUUUAGAUAUUAAGUGAUUUUAUUUUAUUUUUUCCAUUACACGGUUUGGUGGAAAAUUAUCAGUUUUUUGUAAAUAUCUGACAAUUUUCAAAACUCGUUUUCCACUAACUUUUCAUGGUGCCUUAUUAUUUUAAGUUUCAUAUGAUUUUUAUCAGUUGUAGUAAGUUAUUCUUAAAACAUUUAAUAGUAAUUUUUCUUAUAUACAUAAUCGCUGGUAUUUUCAUUUUUUCCAGUAAAUGUUAUUUUACUACAAUAAAUUUAUGCAUAAAAUGA
Tribolium castaneum (red flour beetle) is the source of this 7761-nucleotide messenger RNA. It is a transcript of the gene cher, whose product is annotated as cheerio. Gene Ontology annotation, biological process: actin cytoskeleton organization. Bases 178 to 7494 code for a protein of 2438 amino acids. Gene Ontology annotation, molecular function: actin filament binding. The record is from RefSeq and is a predicted model, not a curated record. The transcript has 24 exons. NCBI's taxonomy places the organism in Eukaryota, Metazoa, Arthropoda, Insecta, Coleoptera, Tenebrionidae.